UUCUAUCCAUCGUUUCCCCUAUUUAUUUACCAACGGCACAGCAAAGUUAGUUAACCAUAUCUUCUACAGCUGAGCUCUAGGGCAACAUAAAAAAUGGAGGUUACAGGCAUGAGUCCAUUCACAGUCUGGCCGCUCUUCUUUCUAAUAAUUCAACUCUCCUUUUCUUUCUCCUUAGCUCAAGGAAAUGAGACAGAUAUAUUCUCCCUCCUAGCCUUAAAGCAUCAGAUUACUGAUGACCCCUUAGGUAAACUGAGCUCAUGGAAUGAAUCCACACACUUCUGUGAGUGGUCUGGUGUUACAUGUGGAAAGAAGCAUCAGAGAGUUGUACAGCUUGACCUACAGUCUUGCAAGCUCUCGGGCAGCUUAUCUCCUCACGUCGGCAACAUGAGUUUCCUCAGGACAUUGAACUUGGAAAACAACAGCUUCGGCCAGAAUAUCCCUCAGGAACUGGGUAGUUUGUUUCGGCUACAGGCUUUGGUCCUCACAAACAAUUCGUUCAGUGGUGAAAUCCCUGCCAACAUCUCGCGUUGCUCAAAUCUCUUGAGCCUUGAAUUAGAAGGCAACAAUCUUACUGGCAAACUUCCUGCAGAAUUUGGAUCAUUAUCAAAGCUGAAGGCAUUUUAUUUCCCAAGGAACAAUCUCUUUGGUGAGAUUCCACCUGCUUAUGGAAAUCUUUCACACAUCGAGGAAAUUCCGGGAGGACAGAAUAAUUUGCAAGGAGACAUUCCAAAGAGUAUCGGGAAAUUGAAAAGAUUGAAGCACUUCUCUUUUGGCACAAAUAACCUGAGCGGUACAAUCCCUACCUCCAUAUACAAUCUUUCAUCCCUUACUCAUUUCUCUGUGCCAGCAAACCAACUUCAUGGGAGUCUUCCUCGUGACUUAGGCCUAACUCUUCCAAACCUUGAAAUCUUUAGAAUUCACACCUGCCAAUCCAGUGGACUGAUUCCAGUAACAAUCUCCAAUGUUUCUAAUCUUUCUCUUCUUGAUCUUGGACUCAACAGCUUUACUGGGCAAGUGCCUACUUUAGCAGGGCUUCAUAAUCUACGGUUGCUGGCACUUGAUUUCAAUGAUCUCGGAAAUGGUGAGAAUAACGAUCUAAACUUUCUCUAUCCCCUGGCAAACAACACCAGUUUGGAAAUGAUCGGUUUGAAUUAUAACUAUUUAGGAGGUGCGCUGCCGGAAAUAGUUAGCAACUUUUCAUCAAAGCUUAGAUUCAUGACAUUCGGAAACAACCAAAUAAGCGGAAGCAUUCCAAAUGAGAUCGGAAAUCUAAUAAGCCUGCGGGGUUUCGGUUUUGAGUCGAACAAACUGACUGGCAUCAUACCAACUUCUAUUGGUAAGUUACAAAAUUUAGGUGCUCUGGCUCUUAGCGGAAAUAAAAUUGCUGGGAAUAUACCAUCUUCCCUUGGCAAUAGUACCGCAUUGGUCUUGCUUUAUUUAGACAAAAAUAAUUUGCAAGGAAGCAUCCCGUCAAGUCUAGGAAAUUGCCGGGAUUUGUUGUCAUUGGAUCUCUCUCAAAACAAUUUUAGCGGUCCCAUACCACCAGAAGUAAUUGGUAUACCUUCCUUGUCAGUGAGUUUAGACCUAUCUCAAAAUCAGUUGAUAGGCCCCCUUCCCUCCGAAGUUGGUAUGUUGGUAAACCUAGGAUAUCUUGAUGUUUCACAUAAUAGUUUAUCAGGUGAGAUUCCAGGAAGUCUUGGAAGCUGCGUUGUGUUGGAAAAUUUGCUUUUGGAGGGGAACUUAUUCAAAGGUUCUAUUCCAAAGUCCAUGAGUUCUUUGAGAGCACUUAAAUAUCUUAAUAUCUCUUACAACAACUUGACAGGCCAGAUUCCGAGGUUUUUGGCAGACUUCAGGUUCUUGCAACACUUGGAUCUGUCAUUUAAUCACCUUGAAGGUGAGAUGCCUACACAAGGAAUUUUCGGGAAUGCAAGUGCAGUCUCAGUUUUGGGAAACAAUAAGCUUUGUGGAGGAAUAUCUCUGUUCAAUUUAUCCAGAUGCAUGUUGAAGGAGUCAAAAAAGCCGAAAACUUCUACCAAGCUGAUGUUGUUAAUUGCAAUUCCGUGUGGUUUUCUAGGAGUAUUUUGUGUGAUCGCUUGUCUACUUGUCUGUUGCUUUCGGAAAACAGUAGAUAAGUCUGCUUCUGAAGCUUCUUGGGAUAUCUCAUUGCGGAGAAUCACAUAUGGAGAACUCUUUCAAGCAACUGAUAGGUUCUCCUCAUCCAAUAUAAUUGGUGCAGGCAGUUUUGGGUCUGUGUACAGAGGAAUUCUUGCAUCAGAUGGAGCAGUUGUUGCGGUCAAAGUAUUCAACUUGCCAUGUAAAGGAGCUUCCAAAAGCUUUAUGACAGAAUGUGCAGCCUUGAUAAACAUCAAGCACCGGAACCUCGUCAAAGUCCUCGGCGUAUGUGCUGGUGUUGAUUUUGAAGGUAAUGAUUUUAAGGCUCUUGUUUAUGAGUUUAUGGUCAAUGGGAGUCUAGAAGAGUGGUUGCAUCCAGUUCAUGUAUCAAACGAGGCAUGCGAGGCAAGAAAUUUGAACCUUAUUCAGAGGUUAAGCAUUUCAAUUGAUGUGGCUGCUGCGCUCGACUAUUUGCAUCAUGGUUGCCAAGUGCCUGUUGUCCAUUGUGAUCUGAAGCCUAGCAAUGUUCUUCUUGAUGGUGAUAUGAUCUCUCAUGUUGGUGAUUUUGGACUAGCAAGGUUCAGUCCAGAAGCCUCCCAUCAAUCAUCUUCAAACCAGAGUAGCUCUGUUGGUAUAAAAGGAACCAUUGGCUACGCAGCGCCAGAGUAUGGUAUGGAGCGCAAGGUGUCAACUUACGGGGAUGUGUACGGCUAUGGCAUCCUAUUAUUGGAGAUGUUCACGGGAAAGAGACCAACACAUGGCAUGUUUAACGACGAGCUGAACCUUCACACUUACGCUGCAAUGUCAUUGCCUGACCGUGUAGUUGAUGUUGUGGAUUCCAUACUUCUGAGAGAAGUUGAGGAAACAAGUUCUGAUGCCCCUCGUAGGAAGCAAGAUGUUAGAGCUCACAAGAAUUUUCAAUGUUUGACUUCAAUAAUCAACGUAGGACUGGCUUGUUCUGCAGACCUCCCGAAAGAGAGGAUGGCCAUGAGCACUGUUGUGGCUGAAUUGCAUCGAAUCAGGGACAUUUUCCUAGGCGGUAGAAGGCAUAAACACCACGAAAUCGUUGUCUUACCAGAAGGUACAGUUGAUACGUUAUGCUAAUCUAUAUUCAGACCAAGACUAUUAUAGUAACGAUAUCCGUUAUGCACUAUUUAGGUGCCUGAGGCAAUCAAAAGGGCGAACAAAAGCUGCCAUUCAAAAGGGAGUAGUGGUGCCCGUAUCUUCACAUUUGCGGUCAUGUAGACUGACAUUGAAAAUGCAUAUUGUUUAUCCGUAGUCUAUAGAAUACAUACUUUGUAAAAUCUCUGUGUUUGCUCAAGGACUUGCUUAUAAGUAGUAAAAGAGAGAACUUGUAAUAUAAUUGUUAUAAAUAAACAUGAACCCGAUAAUUCACCCGCGUUA
Molecule: messenger RNA, 3516 nt
Organism: Populus trichocarpa (black cottonwood)
Lineage: Eukaryota; Viridiplantae; Streptophyta; Magnoliopsida; Malpighiales; Salicaceae
Product: probable LRR receptor-like serine/threonine-protein kinase At3g47570
Exons: 2
Coding region: 94-3216 (1040 amino acids)
Biological process (GO): protein phosphorylation
Molecular function (GO): protein binding; ATP binding; protein kinase activity
Source: RefSeq, a predicted model, not a curated record